AUGGUGCCCACGGCAAGCAGCGAAGUUGCCGUGAGGUCGGCCCAGAACUCGGCGGGCAUCCAGACCCUUCUUGACGCCGAAAGGGAAGCUUCAAAGAUCGUCCAGAAAGCUCGAGAAUACCGGACGAAGAAGGUCAGAGAGGCUCGAGAUGAGGCUAAGAAGGAGAUAGAGGCGUACAAGUCACAGAAGGAAGAUGAAUUCAAGAAGUUCGAGUCCGAGCACACUGCAGGAAAUAAGGAAGCCGAGGAGGAGGCAAACAAGGAGGCAGACGCCAAGAUCAAGGAGAUCCAGACCGCAGGAAAGAAGAACCAAGACAAGGUUAUCAAGGAUCUGUUGAGCGCCGUUUUCGAUGUCAAGCCUGUUCCUCCCGCAGAGGCAUAA
Phaeoacremonium minimum UCRPA7 is the source of this 381-nucleotide messenger RNA. RefSeq names its product putative vacuolar atpase protein. The coding region runs from base 1 to 381 and encodes 126 amino acids. The transcript is spliced from 6 exons. Gene Ontology annotation, cellular component: vacuolar proton-transporting V-type ATPase complex. Gene Ontology annotation, molecular function: proton-transporting ATPase activity, rotational mechanism. Lineage: Eukaryota; Fungi; Ascomycota; Sordariomycetes; Togniniales; Togniniaceae. Gene Ontology annotation, biological process: proton transmembrane transport. The record is from RefSeq and is a predicted model, not a curated record.